This is a messenger RNA of Cuculus canorus (common cuckoo), 1743 nucleotides long. RefSeq names its product synaptogyrin 2 (gene SYNGR2). Gene Ontology annotation, cellular component: neuromuscular junction; synaptic vesicle membrane. The record is from RefSeq and is a predicted model, not a curated record. The transcript has 4 exons. NCBI's taxonomy places the organism in Eukaryota, Metazoa, Chordata, Aves, Cuculiformes, Cuculidae. The coding region runs from base 56 to 736 and encodes 226 amino acids.
GCCCCGAGCCCGCCCCGGGGCGGGGCCGCGCAGGAGCGGCGGAGGCUGCGGGGCGAUGGAGGAGAGCGGCGGCGCCUACGGGGCGGCCAAGGCCGGCGGCUCCUUCGACCUCGGGCGCUUCGUGCAGCAGCCGCAGGUCCUGGCGCGCAUCGCCAGCGCGGUCUUUGCUCUGAUUGUCUUCGCCUGCCUGGUUGGGGAGGGCUACACCAACCUGUCCACCUCCUCCAAGCUCUUCUGUGUCUUCAACCACAACGAAGAUGCUUGCCGCUACGGCAUUGGCAUUGGCGUCCUUGCCUUCCUCGCCUGCAUCUUCUUCUUCAUGGUGGACAUCUACUUCCCCCAGAUCAGCAACACUACCGACCGCAAGUACCUGGUCCUGGCGGACCUCACCUUCUCAGGUCUCUGGACGUUCCUGUGGUUUGUCGGCUUUUGUUUCUUGACCAACCAGUGGUCCUGGACACCAGCUGACCAUGUGCGCGUUGGGGCUGACUCAGCCCGUGCCGCCAUCACCUUCAGCUUCUUCUCCAUCUUCUCCUGGGGCCUCCUGAUCGCCUUCGCUUACAAGAGGUACAAGAUGGGGGUGGAGGACUUUGCCCAAAGCUACGUCGACCCCACCCCGGAGGUCCCAACUCCCUACUCCAGCUAUCCCAACAUCAGCCAUGACAGCUACCAGCAGCCACCCUUCACCCAAACCGCAGAAGGCCCAGAGGGCUACCAACCCCCCCCAGUGUACUGAGCCUCUGCCUGACUACGCGGUGCGGCACAGCCAGCUGUACCAGUGCAAUUCUCUUCUUGGGGGUGGGAGGGGAGGGACCUGCCACUUGAAGGGGGAAGGUGGGAUGGGAAGGUGGUGGUUGCUUUACGUGAAGGCCACCAGGGCUAGGGUGCAGGAGGGGCUCGGUCCUGGUUGUGGAGCUGAGCUUCUCCCUGCUGGGAUCUGGAGUGUGGUGUGGAGCAGAGAUUUGGCACGUAGAGAUUGGGUGAUGUGCAACCACUGAGCACAGCCCUGCGGCUCCAGGGAGGGUGGGUGUGCAUGGCAGCCUGGCAAGGCCGAGCGCCUACCCCCCCUGCAGUGCCCUCAGGAGGAGCUAGGGGAGUGAGGGUGCGGCUUGCAGCCCCUCUGCCCUAGUGACUGCUGCCCAGGCCCCUCCUGGCAUCGGUGCCUUUACAGCCCUGCUGGCUACAGCCUCUCAGGUGCCAGUUCCCGCUACCAUAGCGCAGCUGAGCAGUGUCUGCUGCCAGCGUCCUGUGCCUUCCCCCUCAGCUGCUGCUGGGUGAGCUUGAUGCCAAAGCUGUCUUCUUUUGACUAUAAACUGCCAUGCUGUGCCUUCCCACAGCCUGCGCUAGAGCUGCCAGUCCUCAGAUGUUGCAGUUUGGGAUCUGUGGGAGCAACAAGCGCUGGGCUGUGGGGCUAUGGCUUCUCCAGAUGUCCAUGGAAGGUCCUGGAGCUCUGUCCCUGCUGACUUGGUACUCGGCCCUUCUUGCUUGCCUCCACAGAAGCGAGGCAGUGUGCACCAUCCUGCCUACUGCUCCGUCCUGCCUGCUGCUCCAUGGGCAGCGCCACACUCCCAGCUGCCCCGGCAGUGCGCGUGCUGGCUGCCUGGCUCAGGUUAUGUUUUCCUGCUGCACCUGUUGGGGGGCAGUUCCCAGCAGCAGUGUGUGCUGUGCGAGCUGUCGCUGUUCGAGUAGCCUUCAAAUAGUUGUUUGACACUGUAGAGAUGGAAUAAACUUUUUCACCUCACC